This is a messenger RNA of Rhinichthys klamathensis goyatoka, 834 nucleotides long. RefSeq names its product natural killer cell receptor 2B4-like. The record is from RefSeq and is a predicted model, not a curated record. NCBI's taxonomy places the organism in Eukaryota, Metazoa, Chordata, Actinopteri, Cypriniformes, Leuciscidae. The coding region runs from base 46 to 834 and encodes 262 amino acids. The transcript has 4 exons.
UUUCUUCAGAUUUUUGGAGUGUUUUAAUCUCAUACUUUUGAAGAAAUGUUUUACACAUUUAUUUUCUUCUGUCUCUGGCAUCUGGUUGAUGGAGUGAAGAUAGUGACAGUGAUGGAGGGAGAUUCUGUCACUCUACACACUGAUGUUAGUAAUAAACACAGACAUAAUAGACAGUGGUGGAUUGGUCCUGAAAAUACUCGGAUAGUCAGAGUUUUUUGGUUUGAUGAGGAGACAUAUGAUAUUAUGUAUUAUGAUGAAGACAUAUUCAGAGACAGACUACAGAUCGACAAUCAGACUGGAUCUCUGACCAUCAGGAACACCAGAACCACAGACUCUGGACUUUAUCAAAUGUACGGUGCGUUCUUCAGAGAAUCAUUCAAUGUUACCGUCUACGCUCGUCUGCCCAUACCUGUCAUUAUCACCAGAGACUCUUCAAAUGGUUCAUCAUCGUUAGUGUCUAAAUGUUCACUGGUGUGUUCAGCUGUGAAUGUGAGUGAUGUGACUCUCUCCUGGUUCAAAGGAAUCAGUUUAUUGUCCAGCAUCAGUGUGUCUGAUCUCAGCAUCAGUCUAUCUCUACCUCUGGAGGUGGAAUAUCAGGAUAAAAACACUUACAGUUGUGUGCUGAACAAUCCUAUCAGCAACUGGACCAAACAUCUGGACAUCAGUCAAUUCUGUCAGACAUCUGCAGACUUUGUCCACUGUUGUGGUUUCACUGAAGCUGUGAUUCGAUUGGUCAUCUCUGCUGUGGUGGGCGUGGCUACUGUUACCAUAGUGGUUUAUGACAUCAGAUCCAGAAGAGCUGAAAAAAAGCGGAAAACAUCAGUCAGUCCCUGA